Messenger RNA from Folsomia candida, 1505 nucleotides. Its product is annotated as histone H3.3A. Gene Ontology annotation, cellular component: nucleosome. Bases 509 to 1135 code for a protein of 208 amino acids. NCBI's taxonomy places the organism in Eukaryota, Metazoa, Arthropoda, Collembola, Entomobryomorpha, Isotomidae. Gene Ontology annotation, molecular function: structural constituent of chromatin; DNA binding; protein heterodimerization activity. The record is from RefSeq and is a predicted model, not a curated record. The transcript is spliced from 4 exons.
UUUCAUUUCAUUUCACUCUUCGUUUAAAUAAAUUUAUGGAAUUCCCAUAAGUUAAUGUAAAGUAAAAUGAAUCUCUGGCGGUGCUAUUUGUUAUAGAACUUUGCUACGUCCCAUCGAAUAGUCAAAAUCAACAAUACUAUAAGCAGAUUUUGUCGAAUCCCAGUAUCGCUUUGAUAUAUGCUGGAGCUGGACAUUCAUUUAUAAUCAAAUCAUUUAUCCAAUUGCAAUUGUAGUCAAACUUUCUGAUCACAGCGAUUAUUAAAAUAAAUACCAAUUAGUUUGCAUUAAUUGCAUUGCGAUAUAAGAUGUCCAUCUUUAAGUACUAACAAAUAAGUACUUAGGUAUUUCUGACAUAUUUAUUAGAGUCUAAUUAGACGAUAUUCGUGAUUUGUCCAGCAAACCAUCGUCGAUAUAAUACGGACCGUAUUAUAUCGACGACGGCAAAAAUUCGUGGCUCCUAACUUUCUAAUAAACGGAACGGAAUAACACGCAGUGAAUAUAUAUCACAAUGACUCGAACGUCGCAGCCAUCCAGAAAUGUGGCGAUAAAGAGAACUAAUGCCUCACAAGCGUCUGCCUUUCAACACAGGAAUGCAGCUUCAGGUUCUGGCCGGAUAUCUCCCAGCUUUCGGGACAUGAGCCAGAGGUCAAACGUCCUUGAAACGUCAUCUGAAUCGGAUUAUGAAGUAUUAACUCAAGCAGAAAUUCACCGACGACAAAGGCUUCGAGUUCGAGGCGAUCAAAUACAAACGACAAGGGCAGGAGACUUGUCACCAGGUAAUCUCAGAGCUCGAAAAAGUGAAAAUAAAGGAGUCCCAAAACCAAAGAAGCGUAAAGAACGUUACAGGCCGGGUGUUCUGGCAUUAAAAGAGAUACAAAAGUAUCAGAAAUCAACUGAGCUCUUGAUACCAAAGCUUUCGUUCCAGCGACUUGUGCGAGAGAUAACACAAGACUUCAUGAUCGAUUUCCGAUUUCAAGCAGCCGCUCUUGGUGCCUUACAGGAAGCUUCAGAGUGUUUCCUAGUGCAUAUGUUUGAGGACAGCAAUCUUUGUGCAAUACAUGAUAGGAGAGUCACCGUUAUGUUAAGGGACCUGGAUUUGGCAAAACGCAUUGGUGGCCGAAAAAGGUUAUUAUAAAUAUAAACACCGAUAAAACUAUCGUAUGGUAUGAUACUAUUACGGUUGUUUGAAAUGAAGUUCAGCGUCAUAUUACUUUGUCUUAUAAUAAAAAUAGCGAUAAUAGUUAUUUCAAUCAAUGGAUAAUGUGCGUAUUCAUAAAUAUGAUUUUUUUUACUAAUUUAGGUUUUUAGUACACUAUAUUUUUACCAGUCGUAUCAUGAUUAGUAUAUGUUUAUGAAUUUUUAUAGUCUCUCUAAAAAUAUGCAAAUAUAUGGAAAAUAUGUCAAUAAUAACUAUGUACCUGGGGGUAAAUUGUUGUAACCUUUGUUGUUUCUGCAUGCCUUUUCAAUGAACUGGUCAGAAAAUACAUGUUUUUAAUAUAUUGAUA